CAGCAGGAGCUGGAGCUCCCCCCACCUAGUGCAGAGUGGUUCAUUCCUCAGCUGCACCAGCAAACCGGAAGACCGGGCAAGCACCGGGUGCUGGCCAAGGUCCUCUCUCCACCCUUCCGCUGUGCAUCCCAGCAUCCCAUCACCUGGGCCCAGGUGAGCCUCUGAGCAUGCCGACGCUGCUCCUGAUCUGCGGGACCGCCGCCGCCGCCUUCUUCACCUACCUGGAUGGCUGGUACCUGCUGAGGAUGCCCUUGACUUACCUGUACGCCAGGUGGCUGCUACCCAGCAUCUCCGACCCUUUGAAAGAGCAGCAAUUCCACAGCUGGGUGCUACCCGCCGACUUGGACCUCCUGGUACACAUGAACAACGCGCGGUACCCCCGCGAGGCCGACAUGGCGCGUUGCGUGUACAUGGUCCGUUGCGGGCUCUUCCAGGCUAUCCGGGCCCUCGGGGGCCACACCAUGCUCUCGGCCUCCUGCUGUCGCUUCCGGCGUUCGUUGCACCUGCUGGAGCACUUCGUCAUCCGGACUCGCAUCCGAGGCUGGGACCACCGAGCGUUUUUCCUGGAACAGCGUUUCGUCAGCGCCCGGGAUGGCUUCGUUUGCGCCGUGUUGUUGGUGCGGCAACACGUGACGGGCACAACUCCGGGCACGGCGGUGGAGCAAGUGUGCAAGAGGAAGGUCGAAUCCCCAGCCCUGUCGGAAGAAAUCCAACAUUGGUUGAGGUACAACGAAGCCAGCAGCCAGAACCUCAGGAUGGAGAGUGAGGUCCAAGAAAAGAGCAAAGCCCCCUGAUGGAGCUUCCAGACCAGGCUUCCAUUCCCAAAGGAUCAGGCAGGAUUUGCCCAUCUCUUCUUUGCUGUGGGUACCUGAAGGAAAAGCUCGAAUGGCUGGACUUGAAGGUCCUCAAUACCCCCCAAUUGGCCACUUGGAUGGAGGGCAGGAGCACCCAAAGGCCCCGGACGGGCCGGCCAGAUGUCCAAGCAAUCGCUCUCCAUCAGGACUCAUGAUCAAUGCUCGUGUGUAGCCCUUGGCACCGCUUUAGACACAAGUGAAUU
Ahaetulla prasina is the source of this 1057-nucleotide messenger RNA. RefSeq names its product thioesterase superfamily member 6 (gene THEM6). Bases 168 to 794 code for a protein of 208 amino acids. The transcript has 2 exons. The record is from RefSeq and is a predicted model, not a curated record. NCBI's taxonomy places the organism in Eukaryota, Metazoa, Chordata, Lepidosauria, Squamata, Colubridae.